AUGCAUUCCCAAAAAAGAGCACCGCUCAUCAAACAGAGCUGCGACGCCUGCUCUUCUGCCAAGGUCCGAUGCUCCAAAGACGAGUUGGCCUGCUCCCGCUGUCGACAAAAAGGCUUCACCUGCAUCUACAGUGCUUCACGACGGGCUGGUCGAAGGAGUACUGUCCAUCUCGUGACCAGAGCUGGUCAACAAACCGAAGACUCCUAUUCAACCCCAUUUUCGCCGUCUUUGGACUCCUCUCCUCUGUCGAAAGCCUCUUCGCUCAGCCGGUCGCUUGAAGCAGAACCACAAUGCUCCACUUUCGGCCAAGAUACACACUCGGAGUCAUUUGAUAUGUUCAACGCCCCGUCGACAGGGGUGCCACAGUACGCCGCGCAGAUAAGCCCUUUUUCGAUUUCGCAAGACAGUCGUCUGAGCCAGUACGCGUAUACAACGAAUGGCACAAGCGGAGGUGCACCGCCGUGCGCGGUCAUGCAACCAUCUUGCGACAUCCUUGACAUGUCCUACCCACAAACUACCGCGCUGGGCAUGGACACUGUGACAAAUCUGCGAGAUCUGGGAGACCUUGACGACCUGAGUGGAUAUUCCGACACCUCGUCUGGAUCCGGCGGCACUCUUGCGGAAUGCGAAGCAGUGCACAACGAGCUUGCUAGCCUCAGCAGCCUCGCUGAGAGCAUGGAGAGGAAAUUCGACGUUAUAGUAGGCGAGCGCCUCCAGUAUAGAGACCUGUACACGGAAUUUGGCAUCCCAAUCGACGCGAUCGAAGCAGAUUGUCAUACACAUCUACUACCCGGUACACAAUGCGCCAGCCCCAUGGAAGCAAUGCUAUCUCUGGAACCUGUUCAGAUUGGUGGCCCAGGAUUCCGGAGGCCCAGUGUCAACGAAAUGGGAUUUUACAUGAGUCUCGCGGAGUUGAAAAGGAGGCUGAGGUGGAUGAAGGAAGAUCUAAAUCAUGUCGUAACCGCGUGA
Messenger RNA from Zasmidium cellare ATCC 36951, 969 nucleotides. RefSeq lists its product as uncharacterized. The coding region runs from base 1 to 969 and encodes 322 amino acids. The record is from RefSeq and is a predicted model, not a curated record. Gene Ontology annotation, molecular function: zinc ion binding; DNA-binding transcription factor activity, RNA polymerase II-specific. The transcript has a single exon. Gene Ontology annotation, biological process: regulation of DNA-templated transcription. Lineage: Eukaryota; Fungi; Ascomycota; Dothideomycetes; Mycosphaerellales; Mycosphaerellaceae.